Messenger RNA from Quercus robur (English oak), 1281 nucleotides. Its product is annotated as anamorsin homolog. Gene Ontology annotation, molecular function: iron-sulfur cluster binding. The transcript is spliced from 8 exons. Gene Ontology annotation, biological process: iron-sulfur cluster assembly. The record is from RefSeq and is a predicted model, not a curated record. Gene Ontology annotation, cellular component: cytoplasm. Bases 183 to 1004 code for a protein of 273 amino acids. Lineage: Eukaryota; Viridiplantae; Streptophyta; Magnoliopsida; Fagales; Fagaceae.
UCUUUACAAACACAACUGCUUCAAAAUCAAAUAGCACUCGCAAUUUUUCUAGAGAGAAAAAAAAAAAAAAAAAAGAAGAAAGUCGGCAAACAGUAAACUGUUCUUUAAUUUUCUUUCCCCAAAUCAAGGCUUUCUCGAUUCUUCUUAUUCUUCUUUGUCUUCUGUUUCAAGAUCUGAUCCAUAUGGAUACCACCACAAUGAAGGGUAGUCUGCUGGCAUUUACAGAUGAUUCAGUUCUCUCAAUUAACGCUGUUUCUACUGCAGCGAGUGAGCUUGGUUUUCAAGGGGUUGAACAAUGUGAUUCUAAAAUCAUCACUCAAGCAUCUUCUUUGAAUCAGCUGUCUGUGGAGUCUUCCUCUUUCGAGACUGUAAUUUGUAUCUGUAGAUCAGUUGAAUUUCCCACUGACCGGUUGUUUGACGAAAUCUUAAGAGUAUUGAAGCCUGGUGGGACAAUCCUAGUUCAUAAGAAUCCUCAGUCUACUGUGGGGGAAACAGAUAAGAUAACCUCUGCUCUUGAGCGCAAGUUACUGUUGGCGGGUUUCUUAGAAGUGGGAGUUCUCAAAUCAACGGUUCCAUCCGAAGUUCAGUCUUUUGGGGUUAAGGCUAAGAAACCUUCGUGGAAGAUUGGCUCUUCAUUUGCCAUAAAAAAGGCCACCAAAACUUUACCUAAAGUCCAGAUUGAUGAUGAUUUUGAUCUGAUUGAUGAAGAUAGCUUAUUAAGUGAAGAGGACUUGAAGAAACCACAGCUACCACAGGUUGAUGAUUGUGAAGUUGGAAGCACUAGGAAAGCUUGCAAAAACUGCACAUGUGGAAGGGCUGAAGAAGAGCAGAAAGUACAGUUGGGAUUCACUGCAGAGCAGAUCAAUAAUCCUCAAUCAGCAUGUGGCAGUUGUGGACUGGGGGAUGCUUUUCGGUGCAGUACAUGCCCUUACAAGGGUCUUCCACCAUUCAAGCUUGGUGAGAAGGUAUCGCUAUCUGGGAACUUCCUUGUAGCAGACAUAUAGGAAUGAUGAUUCAGAUACAUUCAAACAGGCUCACUGUUAAUGGUUCUGUCUGCAUUAAAAAAAAAAAUUAAAAAAAAAAAGGUUCUGUCUGUAUUCAUGUUGCUGGCUAUAAUUCAAUCUUUAUCUGGUGCCCCCCAAAACAUUAGAAGUUUUGAGAUGUUAGGUUUUGAAUUACUGGCUAGCUUAAGUUUAUUGCAGACAAAGACAUGCCCUGUUGUGGUUUAUGAUUGUCGACAAUGUCUUAAUGAGAAAAUAAUGACUUUUGUUCUGAUGACUA